Messenger RNA from Gongylonema pulchrum, 423 nucleotides. NCBI's taxonomy places the organism in Eukaryota, Metazoa, Nematoda, Chromadorea, Rhabditida, Gongylonematidae. The record is from the annotation of a GenBank genome assembly.
AUGACUAACGCGUUGAUUGGCUUACCGCAAAAAUGCAUGACUACGAUAGCCGUUUUGGACAUGCAUGAUAUUUUGGUCGUAUCGUUUGAGCUUACAGCAACGAAGGAUGCCGUGGAUACUGCUGCAUCGAAAGCUAAAGGAGCUGCAAGCUCAGCCAUGCACUCAGCAAAAAAUGUCGUGCAUGGUGCAGAAGAAAUGCUCGAAAAAGCGCGCAAACGAUCCGGAGAAUUUAUCCAUGACGAAGCUCGAGCAAUCAAGCACAAACUCUCGGACGCCGCUGCCAGCAUAAAAAACAAGGCAUCCGGCUUCACGGAUCCUGCCGAUCCGACCACACGUACUAUUCGAGAGAUAAAGAAGAAGUCUCGAGAGCACCCUGGCCACAGUGAUGAAAUGGGUAACAAUUUUUGUUUCAUAAACAGCUAG